Molecule: messenger RNA, 2415 nt
Organism: Penicillium taxi
Lineage: Eukaryota; Fungi; Ascomycota; Eurotiomycetes; Eurotiales; Aspergillaceae
Product: transcription factor domain protein
Exons: 5
Coding region: 1-2415 (804 amino acids)
Biological process (GO): regulation of transcription by RNA polymerase II; DNA-templated transcription
Cellular component (GO): nucleus
Molecular function (GO): DNA-binding transcription activator activity, RNA polymerase II-specific; zinc ion binding; RNA polymerase II cis-regulatory region sequence-specific DNA binding
Source: RefSeq, a predicted model, not a curated record
AUGCCAGAUUCUAUACACCAUGUAGAUGGAAUGACACAGCAACCAACUCCGUCAACCACUUCUUCAUCGGGGAGACUGCAGCCCCCACGUUCACGGCGUCGGGACAAGCCUCAGCUUAGCUGCAGUUCCUGCCGCCGGCGGAAGGCCCGUUGUGAUCGUCACCACCCAUGUGCUAACUGCUCAAGUCGGGGGCUUGGCUCCUCAUGUGUUUAUACCAACAUUUCAAAUUCAGUCGUCUCUUUUCCUGCUGAAUCAGGUUCGCCAAGCCAUCCUCAGAUCUCCGCCACCAACACGCAGGAUCGCAUAAACCAGCUGGAGAGUCUAGUUCUGGAACUCAUGCACCAGACAGAAUCAAAUCGUCGUAAGUCAAAUAUACGUCUUUCUCAAGCUCCAAGGCUCCCACGAGCGUGGAAUUUCAAGAGUCUCAAGACGUUCUUUGUUCGUGGAAAGUCUACUAAAUUGGAGAAAGCUGAUUUAGUCGUAGAUGGAUCACCAUCAACGAAUCCCCAACACCUUACACCUGAUCAACGUGCACACGGCGACCGAGCCGAUUCGCGCAAAGGUUCGAAGCGAGCAGCUGAGGUGGGAUAUGAAGCGCAGAAUGAUGCUUCACCAUCCCCUUCAGAGUAUGGUAGCUUCAGAACUCCAGAGAUAGGUGCAAAUUAUGUUAGUAGCUCGCACUGGUCUGCCAUUCUGGACAGCAUUACCAAUUUACGAAACUAUAUCGCCAGAGAUGAAGAAAUCCACCCUAGAGUGUUAGAUCCUGUCCAACCAUCGGCAGGCUUUCCGAAACCCCAGUUACUGUACAGCUCUGCAAUGCAUGAAACCUCUGCCUCCAUCCUCAAAAAUCUUCCUCCCCGCCUUACUGUUGACAGAUUGGUGUCUCGCUAUUUCAACUCCCUCGACAUAGCCCCUGGAAUCGUCCACAGUGGUAAAUUUCUCCGCGAGUAUGAAGUGUUCUGGAAGGCACCACAUGACACUCCAAUUCUGUGGGUUGGCAUCUUGUUUAGCAUAAUGUGUCUGUCGACACAGCUUCAGCAGGCCUUUUCUAGUCUCGAAAACUCUACUCCUUCAUACGGUCACCCAAGACAGACAUCACAGGUUGGAGACAGUGAAGAUUUGUCAACGAUGUACAAAGUAAAGGCCAUCCAGUGCCUGCUCCUUGGUCAUUACACAAAAGGCGGACCUUACGACAUGGAGAUCGGUAUAUGGGUCCUAGUGGGCAACAUAGUACAGAUUGCGAUACACAUGGGCUACCACCGCGAUGCAAAACAUUUCGCAUCUAUUUCGCCCUUCGCUGGUGAGAUGAGAAGGCGUAUCUGGGCGAUGAUUGUGCAGUUAGAUUUUAGCGUCUCAACACAGUUGGGGCUUCCCAGGCUGAUUAAAGAGAGCGACACUGACACUGCCGAGCCGCGGAACCUAAACGAUUCCGACUUUGACGAGCAUACUUCUACACUACCAGCUUCAAAGCCAGAGACCGAGGUGACGCCAACCUUGUAUGUCUUGGCUAAGCUACGGUUGCUCUCAGUAGGAGCAAAUGUCGCCGAUGUGGCCAUGCAGCCCCAACCUCACCCAUACGCCGAGAUAAUGGAGCUUGACCAACGAAUUGAGGAGGCUAGGAAAAAAAUCCCAUCAAGUCUAAAAUGGACUGGCCUUGGCUCAUCCCUCAAUGUUCCAUCUCGGAUUAUAGUUCAAAGAAUCUGGCUGGAAGUGAUUAUUCACCAACUGAAGAUUGUUUUGCACCGAAAAUUCCUUGAGCCCUCUCGCUUUGACCAGCAAUAUGAUCGCUCACGCUCUGCAUGCCUGGAAGCUGCUAUGCAAAUUUUGAAUUUCCAGCGCCUGGUUGACGAGGAGACUUCACCAGAUGGCUUACUUUACCAGAGCCGCUGGAUGGUUUCUUCUGCUUUCACAAACGACUUUCUCCUCGCAACGAGUGUACUUUGCUUCUAUCUUCAAGCACAUAAUAAAAAGGACAAAAGUCCUAACAACCUAAUAGAUUCUGAUCUUGAGCUGGACAUGGAAAAGAUCAGAGAGCUCUUAAAAACCUCCCAGACCAUCUGGAGGCGGCAAUGUGCGACAUCAAGAGAAGCUUUGAAAGCCAUCACGGCUCUUGAUUACGUUCUAGAUGGUCCUCAUGGAAGGCCUGAGCUCUCCAUAUCUGAAAACGCAUCUCUAUCUGCUGUUCCGGCCACAGCCGUUUCUUACUUUUCAGGUAAGGAUAUUCCUUCAUUUCCAGCCGCUCGAAUGAGUUACCAACAAUUAACAGGCCACAUGGACUUUACAUCGAACUACGACCUGUCCAGUAUGGCCCUAGCACCUGAAAUGGAAGGAAUAGCAUGGCCAAUGUUUACGACAAACAUGAAUAAUGAUGUCGAGCGGUGGAUUGGCUCUCAGCAGAUGGACAUGGCAUUGUGA